Molecule: messenger RNA, 732 nt
Organism: Parnassius apollo (apollo)
Lineage: Eukaryota; Metazoa; Arthropoda; Insecta; Lepidoptera; Papilionidae
Source: the annotation of a GenBank genome assembly
AUGACUGUUGCUAAUUCGAGUGAGGUUUCAAGCCUCGGGGAGGAAUUGCAAUGUUUCCGAGAAGAAAUGCAACAAACCCGCGAAGAAUUUCGGGCAUUCAGAGAAGAACUUCGGAACAUAAGAACACUUGUCAGCAAAUGCGAUGCUCGUUUACAUAAGCUCGAGAACACGGUCCAAACUAUCCUGGAAUCACAAGUACAAUAUGGCUCUCAAGGAUUCAAAAGUGAAAUCCUUAAACUCGAGUCGACCGUCAAUCUGCUGCAAGUCGACUUAAACGAUAGGGACCAGGAGUUGCUUGCAAAUGACUUCGAAUUAAGUGGCAUUCCAGAGGAGAGUGGGGAGAACCGAACACACUUGGUUCUAACAGUUGCAACCAAGCUUGAUAUUCAUUUGGAGGAAGGGGAACUGGUCAAUUGUAUGCGAGUGGGGGGCGCUCGCCAGGAUACCACGUCUCGUCCGCGGCCCAUCGUUGUGCGGCUGGCGCGGCGCGACGUGCGUGAUGACGUGCUGCGCGCUGCGCACGUCCGCCGGUCUCUAACAACCGAGGCUCUAGGUCUUAAGUCCGCGCCCUGCAAUAUCUAUAUAAACGAACGACUUACUUGUUUCGCAUGGCACGCGAGACAUGCCGCAAGCAGGAAUGGCGUAUGUUUGGACGAAGGGAGGCGAAUUUUUGCACGUCGGAAAGCAGGAGCUCCAAUAAAUCGCAUUCGCUUCAACGCGGAUAUUGCAUAG